GCGUGAUGGCCGUUUGGUGGAGGUUGCUCCUCGUCAUCUUAGCUGCAAUUGAGGUAUCAUCAAAUUAAUCAAGAAACCUGUCUGUAGUCUUUCCUCUAUGGUGCAAUGGAUGCGCGUUGAAAUUAAAUUUCUUCGUCUUUAAUUAGCAUGCGUACCGGUUGCCGAAACAUAUUAUCAACCGAGCCAGAAUACAUUGCCCUGGGGUACUUCAAAAAGUCUCAAAAACUGCUGGACGCACUUAUCCAUCAUGACUACCAGGACACGGUGCAGGAAAUUGCAAGAACUAAUCGAGAUUAUCAGGAUACAAUACAAGAACUUGCAAGAGCUAAUCGAGAUUAUCCGGAUCUUGCCCGGGGGUUUAACAGAAAAGUUUCGAAGGCGUUAGAUGAAGAAAUUAGCCAAGAAUACGAACACAGCAUGGAUUCAUUCAGUCCCAUGAUAGGGAAGCGGCGCGUGCGCUCUCAAAAGAUGCGCCGCGAAAAGCUAAACCUUCAGGGAGUGCGAAGCCACCGUGCGCAUUCUCUUGACGCGGGACGUCGUCGGAGACUACAGCCCGAACCAACCUCAAACGGAUAUUAGGGUUAUUCUUUUAGGUCUUAAGAGCAAAAUUUAUAUAAAUUAAU
Messenger RNA from Cydia fagiglandana, 623 nucleotides. RefSeq lists its product as uncharacterized. The transcript is spliced from 3 exons. Bases 148 to 579 code for a protein of 143 amino acids. NCBI's taxonomy places the organism in Eukaryota, Metazoa, Arthropoda, Insecta, Lepidoptera, Tortricidae. The record is from RefSeq and is a predicted model, not a curated record.